Messenger RNA from Psammomys obesus (fat sand rat), 4771 nucleotides. It is a transcript of the gene Tnpo1, whose product is annotated as transportin 1. Gene Ontology annotation, molecular function: small GTPase binding; nuclear import signal receptor activity. Lineage: Eukaryota; Metazoa; Chordata; Mammalia; Rodentia; Muridae. The transcript has 26 exons. The coding region runs from base 78 to 3131 and encodes 1017 amino acids. The record is from RefSeq and is a predicted model, not a curated record. Gene Ontology annotation, biological process: protein import into nucleus. Gene Ontology annotation, cellular component: cytoplasm; nucleus.
GUUCCGCAGCCAUUUCAGGCCCCGGACGGGAGGCAGCGCCGCUUAGGCAGGAGGCCCGAGCGCCGGAGGCCUCUGGGAUGGUGUGGGACCGGCAAACCAAGAUGGAGUAUGAGUGGAAACCUGACGAGCAAGGGCUUCAGCAGAUCCUGCAGCUGCUCAAGGAGUCCCAGUCCCCAGACACCACCAUCCAGAGGACCGUGCAGCCACACGUGCCGCGCCGCCACGUCCUCGCCGCCGAGCAGGAGCGCCGGGGCCCGCGGGGCUCGGCGGGGCGGGGGCCUGCGGCCGGGCGGCGCGGGCCGGGGGUGGAGCUGGCGCGGGGUUUGAACGGCCGGGAGGGCCCGAGGCUUUGGCCGCGCCGGGGAGGCCGGGGAGGCCGGGACUCGCCGCGCCCGCGCUCACACCUGUUGCGGGCUCCCCGGCGCUCCCGGGAGGUUGGCCUGUUGGAGCUUUGGCCUACCCGGGGGCUCACUGUGUGCCCAGACCGCUGGAGCGGCCCUCGUGCCGCCGUCGGGGAGAGCCAACACGCAGCCCGCAGCCCGCUACCCUCUGAGUCCCAGCACAAACUGGAACAGCUUAAUCAAUACCCAGAUUUCAACAACUACUUGAUUUUUGUUCUUACAAAACUAAAAUCUGAAGAUGAGCCCACAAGGUCAUUGAGUGGUCUGAUCUUGAAGAAUAAUGUGAAAGCUCAUUUUCAGAACUUCCCAAAUGGUGUGACAGACUUUAUCAAAAGUGAAUGUCUAAAUAACAUUGGUGACUCCUCUCCUCUGAUCAGAGCCACUGUUGGUAUUUUAAUUACAACCAUUGCCUCCAAGGGAGAACUGCAGAAUUGGCCUGAUCUCUUACCAAAACUCUGUAGUCUGCUGGAUUCUGAGGACUACAACACUUGUGAGGGAGCGUUCGGUGCCCUUCAGAAGAUAUGCGAAGACUCUGCAGAGAUUUUAGACAGUGACGUUUUAGACCGCCCUCUCAACAUCAUGAUUCCCAAAUUUUUACAGUUUUUCAAGCACAGUAGUCCCAAAAUAAGGUCUCAUGCUGUUGCAUGUGUCAAUCAGUUCAUCAUCAGUCGGACUCAAGCACUUAUGCUGCACAUUGAUUCUUUCAUUGAGAAUCUGUUUGCACUGGCUGGUGAUGAGGAAGCAGAGGUGCGGAAAAACGUGUGCCGGGCGCUUGUGAUGCUGCUUGAAGUCCGGAUGGAUCGCCUCCUUCCUCAUAUGCAUAACAUAGUUGAGUACAUGCUGCAGAGGACCCAAGACCAAGAUGAGAAUGUGGCUUUGGAGGCUUGUGAAUUCUGGCUGACUUUGGCUGAACAGCCAAUAUGCAAAGAUGUACUUGUAAGGCAUCUACCUAAGUUGAUUCCUGUGUUAGUGAAUGGCAUGAAGUACUCAGAUAUAGACAUUAUUCUGCUUAAGGGUGAUGUUGAAGAAGACGAAACAAUUCCUGAUAGUGAACAGGAUAUAAGGCCGCGAUUUCAUCGCUCCAGGACAGUGGCUCAGCAGCAUGAAGAGGAUGGAAUUGAAGAGGAAGAUGAUGAUGAUGAUGAAAUUGAUGAUGAUGAUACAAUUUCUGACUGGAAUCUGAGAAAAUGUUCCGCUGCUGCUCUCGAUGUUCUGGCAAACGUUUAUCGUGAUGAGCUCUUGCCACACAUUUUGCCACUUUUGAAAGAAUUGCUUUUCCAUCAUGAAUGGGUUGUUAAAGAAUCAGGCAUCUUGGUUUUAGGAGCAAUUGCAGAAGGUUGCAUGCAGGGCAUGAUUCCAUACCUGCCAGAGCUCAUUCCUCACCUUAUUCAGUGCCUCUCUGAUAAAAAGGCUCUUGUGCGUUCUAUCACCUGCUGGACUCUUAGCCGCUAUGCACACUGGGUAGUCAGCCAACCACCAGAUACAUACCUGAAGCCAUUAAUGACAGAAUUGCUGAAGCGUAUCCUGGAUAGCAACAAGAGAGUACAAGAAGCCGCUUGCAGUGCCUUCGCUACUUUAGAAGAGGAGGCUUGUACAGAGCUCGUCCCGUACCUUGCUUACAUACUCGAUACCCUCGUCUUCGCCUUCAGUAAAUACCAGCAUAAGAACCUGCUCAUUCUGUACGAUGCCAUAGGGACACUAGCAGAUUCAGUGGGACAUCAUUUAAACAAGCCAGAAUAUAUUCAGAUGCUAAUGCCUCCUCUGAUCCAGAAAUGGAACAUGUUAAAGGAUGAAGACAAAGAUCUUUUCCCUUUACUUGAGUGCCUCUCAUCUGUUGCCACAGCCUUGCAGUCUGGCUUCCUUCCAUAUUGUGAACCUGUGUAUCAGCGUUGUGUAAACCUAGUACAGAAGACUCUAGCACAAGCCAUGCUGAACAAUGCUCAACCAGAACAAUAUGAAGCUCCAGAUAAAGAUUUUAUGAUUGUGGCUCUUGACUUACUCAGUGGCCUGGCUGAAGGACUGGGAGGCAACAUCGAACAGCUUGUAGCCCGAAGUAACAUCCUAACACUAAUGUAUCAAUGUAUGCAGGAUAAAAUGCCUGAAGUUCGGCAGAGUUCUUUUGCGUUACUAGGUGAUCUGACUAAAGCUUGCUUUCAGCAUGUCAAGCCUUGUAUAGCUGAUUUCAUGCCAAUAUUGGGAACCAAUCUAAAUCCAGAGUUUAUUUCAGUCUGCAACAAUGCCACCUGGGCGAUUGGGGAAAUAUCAAUUCAAAUGGGUAUAGAGAUGCAGCCUUAUAUUCCUAUGGUGUUACACCAGCUUGUAGAGAUCAUUAACAGACCCAACACACCAAAGACGCUGUUAGAGAACACAGCAAUAACAAUUGGUCGUCUUGGUUACGUUUGUCCUCAAGAGGUGGCCCCCAUGCUACAGCAGUUUAUAAGACCCUGGUGUACCUCUCUGAGAAACAUAAGAGACAAUGAAGAAAAAGAUUCAGCAUUCCGUGGGAUUUGUACCAUGAUCAGUGUGAAUCCCAGUGGCGUAAUCCAAGAUUUUAUAUUUUUUUGUGAUGCUGUUGCAUCGUGGAUUAACCCAAAAGAUGAUCUCAGAGACAUGUUCUGUAAGAUCCUUCAUGGAUUUAAAAACCAAGUUGGGGAUGAAAAUUGGAGGCGAUUCUCUGACCAGUUUCCUCUUCCCUUAAAAGAGCGUCUUGCAGCUUUUUAUGGUGUUUAACUUAGAUCACUGAAGCUGCAGUCCCAAAAUUAGGGGUUCGUCAGUCUUGGAGACUAUAUGGGAGCCUCUGCACCCAGGGAAAAUGUUACCCUUUACAGGGGGGAAGGGUAAACCAGUAGGGAAUACAGUACAGUCCCAACCCUACUGGGAGGGGCGGGAGGGAGGUGUUGCCGUCACUGUAUUAAGUCGAUGUUGGGAAAUGUUUUAACAUCUGGAGCCUUUGUGGGUGGAAAUCUGUCUCCAAUUACAACUCUGCACUGGAUGUGAAGAAGCAAAGACUAUUCAGUCUACUCACACAACAGUACUUUCUGGAAUAUUAUGGGGAAAUGUACCAAAACAAGAACCACAUAAACAAUGCGCGGGGAUAAAGAGGAGGAAAAUCCCGUGGUCCACAACAAAGGAAACUUAAGAGUGGGAAGCUACAACAGUAAGGAAGCUUUUUUCAUUAAAGGUUUUUAUAUAAAUUUUCCCACAUUACGGGGGCCUUGUUUUGCAUGCUGAUAAAGAACUACAUAAAACUAACAGUUAAAAUCAGCUUGCCUCCCCUAGUAGAAGCAGGUUCUUGGAAGUUACAAUUUAAGGUACCCCCAAAAAGUUGGAAAUAAAACGAAACAAAUUUGAACAAUGAAGCACCCUGUGAGAUGCCAACGAGUCACUCCUUUUACCUUUGUGGGCUGGGCAGGGAGGGAGGAAUAAUGGGAUCGGGGUAUCAAACUAAAGGUGACAUCUAAUUUUACAUUAAAACGUUAGUGGAUAUAAUUUCAUGGUUGUACUUCUUAGAUUUAAUUUCUAGGCCAACACGUUAUCUUAAGGUGCAGUUUAAGGUCAGGCAUGCGCUCUGGCUCAUAGUGAUUGAAAGUGAUGUAAAUUAGUGGGACCGUAGCAUGCUUGCAUCACAUAGAGUGCGGUUGGUAUUCAUUUACCUAUGUUGCGCCAGUUUGGGUUGCAGUUUACCAAUUCAAUAUAGCCCUGCAUUUAAAAUUCCUUUAAGAUUGGUGGAUUUUAUUUUUAUUAAGAAUAUAGAUAUAUAAAGUACUGUAGUUUACAGCUAGGCCUUGAAAUACCUUUUUAGGAUCUGUUAGGAAUAAGGUUGAUAUUGUAUUGUGUGUAACCUGCACAAUGUGGAAAGCUGAUAUACCUGUGCAAAAUCUUUGCCUCUGUGCUGUCAGUGUGGUGUGCUUUCUGCAUGGUUAUAUACUACUAGUGAUUUUAUCAAAUUUCAAAUUACAUGGUAAAAGAUCUGUAAAAGGCUGCAUAAAUGUUAGUUGGCACAUAAACACAAUUGUAGAAGUUGGAACAUGAUUGCUAUAUUUCAAUGUUUAUUCCCACUCAACAUAUUGCCUCUAAGCUUUCCUUUCCUUUGUUUUUUUUUUGUUGUUGUUGUUGUUUUGUUUGUUUUUUGUUGUUGUUCGAAGCAUGAUCUUAAAGAUAUGUUUAAGUUAAUGGAUGUAAUGCAGGGUUCCUACACUGUAUUGGCGCAUGUUGGUGGCCCUUUGUGCCCUAAGUAUAUGCACAUAGGGCAUAUACAAAGCUACAGAGUGAGAGUUGGUUUGGAUCCUCUUCAUUUCAUUUGUUUGACUUUUCUGUUGUUUUUUUCUCUACUCACAUGUAUUUCUGUGAAUAAAUCCUUGUUAAGUUAA